AUCGCUCAUAACUUGCCCCCCAAAGGUGGACCACUUGCCCCUUUUCCAUGUCGUGCCUACUCAAACAUUCCUCCGCUGUACCUUACUCAACAUUGAAGCAUCAUAGGCUCUGGAAGCCUUCUUUCUACUGACUGCUGUAUAUGCCCCAUCCGCAAUCAUGUGUGACAACCCACCGGACAGCGACACACCUUUCUGCGCUCCCGAAAACGGCGCGCAACUCCAAACAGGAAAUAUCGUUGGAGUAAUCUGGUCCCCGCUCUUCUUCGCAACCUCACCCACCUCACGCCCGCGCCAAAUCCGCAUCCAAGCCGACUUCUUCCCCUCCAACACCCCUCUGUCACGCCUAAACUCGACCCUGAGCACCGGCACAGAAGGCUUCACCUCCAACGUCCUCAACCCCGCCCUCGGCACCUUCAACUGGUCAAUCCUCGAUUCUUAUAUUGACGACGCCGAUGUCCCGUCUUUGAUCGCCGUCCUCUCCAUCGCAGAACCUUUCACCGACUCAGACGGGAAUGGCACAGUCCUCGAAGGCAACGACCGCUUCCCUGGCCCAACCGUGACUCUUGUUCGAGGGCCCACACGACCUACGAGUACUAACUCGGUCAAUGGAGGGACGAUCAACGCGCCGCCCUCUCCUGCGAGUGAGAAUACAGGUCCAAGUCCCAUCACCAUCGCACUCCCGAUCUUGUUUGGUUUCUUGACGGCUAUCACGUUGGCGUGCUGCAUGAUCUACAAACGAAGACAUCCAUCGUUCAAGGUAGGUGAGAUGGUAACAAAGUGGAUGGGCAGAAGCGGUCGCGGAGGAUUCGGUGGUUUGAGAUCCGCUUCGGGUUACGGGCAGGGACGGAGCCAGCGGCAGCGGAUGGGUGGUGGUGGUGGUGGGUUGAGAGGGAAGGACAUCAAAGUUGUGACGACGGAUAUCCAAGGGUUGAGGAUGAAUGCGGUGAAUAUGAUGGCGGGCCAGAAUCAGCAUCAAGGGAGGAACGUGUUCAGGGAAGAGGUGCGACGGCAGGAGAGGCGCGAUGGGGAUGGUGGUGUGGUGGGUGUGUGA
Molecule: messenger RNA, 1051 nt
Organism: Podospora pseudopauciseta
Lineage: Eukaryota; Fungi; Ascomycota; Sordariomycetes; Sordariales; Podosporaceae
Exons: 2
Coding region: 158-1051 (297 amino acids)
Source: RefSeq, a predicted model, not a curated record